Messenger RNA from Emiliania huxleyi CCMP1516, 1737 nucleotides. RefSeq lists its product as hypothetical. NCBI's taxonomy places the organism in Eukaryota, Haptophyta, Isochrysidales, Noelaerhabdaceae. The record is from RefSeq and is a predicted model, not a curated record. The coding region runs from base 38 to 1561 and encodes 507 amino acids. The transcript has 6 exons.
CUCACCCCCCCCCGGCCGAGGCGAGUCUUCACUCUCGAUGAAGUCGCUCUCCAUGCCUUCGAUGCCUUCGAUGCCGUCUUUCAAAGGGAUGAAGUCGCCCUCCAUGCCAUCCUUGCCCUCCAAUGUCCUGGCAAAGGGCGGGAUCGGCGGCCUCGCCAAAAAGCUGUCGUCGAGCAGCAUCUCGCACGAUGGCGACGCCCUGGUGGGUGGCUCCGUCGACUUUGAGGUGGUGGUGCGCGAGCAGCAGGGAGGCGAGGAGAGGGCCUACGCCACCACGCUCACCAAGACGAUGCUCGCCAAGCCCCUCUCAAAGGCGCUGAUCGGCCCUCUCCUCUCGGAGCUUGGCAAGCAGGACCGCAACGCGUGCCGCUUCAAGAUCUGCCACGUGGUUGGCGUCGGCGUGGAUGACGAGCAGCUGCACGCGUGGGCAAUCUAUCGGCUGUCGGUGCGCAAGUUGCUCAAGGCAAAGGCGGAGAUCGAGGGCGGCACGCUCGUCGAAGGGGACAAGUUCCGGGUCACCGUGACCCUCCGCUCCGAGGAGGAGCUCCAAGUGAUGCGCUCUGCGCGUGAGGCUGCGGCAAAGAGCCUGAUCUCGUCGCGCAAGGGCGCCGUCUUCCUCAUCCACGGACCCGAGGGGGAGCCCCUCGCCGCAAAGGUUGGCCCCGGAUGGCUCAAGAAGACGGUGCGCGCCUCCCUCAUCCAGCCCUUUUUGCAAGCCUACAACGAGCAGGGCCACGUGCGGCAGUGGGUGCGCGAGGACGACUUGCUCGGCGUCACCGUGCGAGCGUACGACGCGCCGGCCGGCCGGGGCACCUACUUCGACACCUGGGAGCACCGCCCCUUCGAGCAGCGCUGCCCCUCCCGCCCCGCCCUCUAUGGGCCAGCUCUCACCCUCCCCCGCCACGGCGCUCACAGGAGCUGCACUGUCCUCGUCCUCCGCAUCCGCGGCGGCAGCUGGGAGGAGCCCUCCUCGCCGCAGUCCAGCUCGCACGAGGCAUCGAUGCACGGCGCCGGCGGCCCCACGCACGGCUUCUCGCCGCGCCCAAAGGCGGCCGCCCAGGGGUCCUACCGCCUCUCGGCCGGGGACGUGCAGGCCGAGAUGGCGUCGCCGGAGCCGUCCGGCGCGAAUCCGUUCCUCGCCGCCUCCCCCUUCAGCGCCGAGGAGGCGGCCGAGAACCUCCUGGACAUGGAGCUCUCCACCGACAAUCCCCCGGGCUUCUCCAUGAUGCCGGGCUUCUCCAAGCCGGCGAGCCGACCCCCCCCCCCCCCCCCACCCACCACACGCCGCGGAAACCUUCUCUCCGCCUGGCUUUGCGGUGAGCAGCAACCCCUUCCUCUCUCCCGGCUCCGUCUCCUACCUCUGAGAGAGCGGCGGGCCGCGCAUUCGGUGGCUCCGGCUACCAUCCUACUAGCAUGUGGCGCAGCCUCCUGGCAUAGGGAGUCGGGGCGAGCAGCCCCUUCCCGCACGGCCUACCUUGGUCGAGGCGCUCGCCCCGGGAGAGCCUUGAGAGGAGCCCGGUACGGCUCACUCGCUGGCGCAGCAGCGGCACACGGCUUCUGAUCGAGCAACGUGCGACGUGGGCUGCGGCCGGCCUCGCGAGGCAGCGAUGUGUACACCAUCGUCGCGCCGGGCAGUUCAUGCGCACAGACACACAAAUAUCACAAUCGUCGCGUCCUCCUCUUGUUUGUACGUUUGAGACCGGUUGUGUACGUUCUACGGGAUAUCUGCCGUUGCCC